Molecule: messenger RNA, 264 nt
Organism: Mesorhabditis belari
Lineage: Eukaryota; Metazoa; Nematoda; Chromadorea; Rhabditida; Rhabditidae
Source: the annotation of a GenBank genome assembly
AUGGACAUGAACGGUGUUCGAUCUUUGCCAAGGACCCUGAUAGUUCCCGGAGGAGCUUGUGGAUUCACUCUUCAGAAACAUCAGACUUAUCUCCUCAGUGGAUUGUACUAUGGCCAACGUCCUUCUCAACUUUACUCAUCUCGAUGUCUUCUCUUGAAAGAGGGAGAUCCUCAACUUUGGAAUCAAGUGUCUCCAUGCACUCAAAUGGAUUUGAAAACUCUUCGAUGCCCCAGGAAACCGACAACUUUCCCAGCAAAUGUCACG